Messenger RNA from Gasterosteus aculeatus aculeatus (three-spined stickleback), 3386 nucleotides. The record is from RefSeq and is a predicted model, not a curated record. Lineage: Eukaryota; Metazoa; Chordata; Actinopteri; Perciformes; Gasterosteidae.
GACAGUUGCUUGUUUACCACCCGGAACAAAGCUGACCGUCCCUUUUCUGGUACGGAUUCAUAAUAAAUUCCUACGACACCGCUUUAUAACUCUUUAAAGUUAUUAUUUGUAAUCGAGGAUGAUUGAGAAAUAUGGCCGAAGACGAGCUUGCUGCGUUCAGGGAGCGUUGGAAAGAAGAAUUAACGAGUGACAGAGACGAGCUGCGACCUGUCCAGCCGGGCGGCCACAGAGACCUGAAAAAUAGCUAUUUUGAAAACUUGGAAAACCUCAACGAGUCCCGUAGUCCGUCAAAGGAAGCGGGGGACGGCUGUACCGAGGGUGAAGCACGCGUCGAAGGUGGUGGCGGAAGAGCUUCAGCCGGCUCGGAUUCAGAGGAUCAGCCCCAAUAUGUGUCCAUUGCACGCAGCUUGCUGGACGGGAGGACCAGUCCCCUGCUGGACAGGAUUCAGGAGGAGAGAAGCAGGAGAAAGAGGCAGUACCAAAGCAUGACUGGUGUUUGCAGUGCGUCCUUACAGCAGCAGAGGCUGCAGCAGCAGCAGCCUAAGAGGAAGGUGAAGAAAGAUGAGGAGCUGUUGGACCAACUUAUUCAAGAUCUGAACGAAGUUAACGACAUCCCCUUCUUUGACAUCGAGUUGCCGUACGAGUUGGCCCUGAAGAUAUUCCAAUACCUCGGCCGGGCCGAGCUGGGCCGAUGUGCGCAGGUGAGCAGGGCGUGGAGGGCGCUCGCCGAGGACGGCGUUCUGUGGUUCCGGAUGUGCACGGCGGAGGGCCACCACCGGGAGGCCAGCGUGUCCGACUCCCCCUGCUGGAAGAGCACGCUGCGAGACUGCAGGAGCUCCGCCAGGACCGUGCGCUCCAACUGGAAGAACCGGGUGGGAUCCAUCAGCCAGCUGCAGUUCGAGCUGGGGAAAGUUCUGUGUGACGUCAGCUGCUCGGACCACUUUGUCCUGGCCGGGUACACGUCGGGCGACGUCCGGCUGUGGGAUACGCUGCACUGGGACUCGCCCGCCUCUUUCCUAAAGAUUAACGGCCUGUCGGCUAACUCCGCCCCCAGGCCGCACGUCAGCCACGUCCAGGUCAACAGCACCGUCGCCGCUGCUGCUUAUGAAGACGGCUGCGUGGACCUGUGGAGCACAGAGACGGGCGGACAGCCCAUCCAUCACUACCAGAGCCCCGAGCCGGUCCAGGUCCUGGCCCUGAGCCCCGACGGCGCCGCGCUGGGCUCGGCCGCCGGGGCCGACGUCCGGCUGGUCGGAGCCGACGACCGCGGCUACUGGAGAGAGCUGUGUCGGGCCCGGCUCCCCAAGAGCGUGGAGAGCCUGGUUCUGGUGCCGGGCCGCGGCCAGCAGGGCCCGCUGGCGGCUCUGUCGGCCGGAGAGGACGUGCACCUGUUGGACCCCCGGUGGGGGGGGGGGCCGCGGACGCUCCACUCCGUCUACGGUCAUCCGGUCACCUGCCUGGACGCCUCGGACUCGCAGGUCGCCUUCGGGGUGAAGCGCUCGGGCUGGGCGAUGCACGACGGAGGCAACAAGAUCCACGUGUGCAGCCUGGAGACGGGCAAAGCCGUGGCAUGCGUCGGCGACUCGCUGGGAGACUUCACCUGCAUCGACCUGAGGGACAGCCCCCCCCACCUGCUGGUGUGCGGGAACAAGGACAGGAGGACAGAGGGCGCCGCGCACUCGCCGGGCUCCCACGCGCGGCGGAAGACAAAAGGCGGGAGACGGUCGGCGAUCUGGGCCCCCCCCCCCACAACAGGGUGGCUCAAGGCCAAAGCCUAAUGCAUCCUUUCUUUUUAUCCCUUUGUCUUUUUUAAAAUUAUUUCCGAGAUCCAGGAAGCAAAUGAGGGGUCUUGAUAAGUGCUACAUCUGUUCUAGGGGGGGGAGGGGGGCUCAGAGCAAACCUGGAUGCAGCCAGAGGAAGGGAAGAGAUAGUGUGUCACACACCUGUGGCUCUCGCUCGUCCGGCCGCGCUCGGAUGUGCUCUUUAAGACCUUCUUGGCCCUCAGGAGGAGGAGUCGUCCUCUCGUGCAGGAACCACCUGUCAAGUCAGAAGAUUUUCCUCAUCCAUCCAAUGUGGAUUAUCACAGUUUACAGCUGGACCGGACCUGUAGCAGGCUCCUGCGUCACUAGUCUGCUGUUAUAUAUUUAUCUGCUUUGAAGUAAUUCUGAGGGAUAAAACAACAACUUUGGUGCAUUUUUCCUCCCGUUUGUUCUCAUUUCUUCAUUUCCGUGACUCUGCAUUGACAGAACUCGCUGUUUUCACACGUUCCUCUGCUGCUUCUCAUGGACGAACAGGCGGCAUUCAUCACGCUCACGUUGGUCCUCGCGCUGUUAGCUCAAGUAAGAAAGCGCUUGUUGGACCUGAAGUUAAGAUUAGAACAUGAACGAGUCUCAUGUGAGGUCCGACAUCAGCUGCUAAGAGGGUGAGGACGCAGACGUAACAUCUGCCCCAACGCCGCCAAGCAUCUCAAAAGUACCACUGCGCUUAAGUCCAAACGCCAAACGCCUCUCCAGCUGCAGAAGGCCAACUGGAGUCAUCCGAAAACCUUUUCCGGCGAGCUCCUCCUGAUUAAUGAAGAGGAGUCUGGCCACGGACGGCUCACUGAAGACACGGCCGUCCUCCAGCAUUAGAUUUAUGGGUCCCCCGCGGCCUGCCAGUGGCCCUCAGUCGUCAUUGUUUAAAUGUGCGCCUCCAUCACGUAAUGCCACUAAACGGGCGACGCAAACUGCAGACAGCAAGGCCGCCGUGCCCAUUUAGCCAUUUAGCUCUGAAUCUGGGAAAAAGUCAAAUUGCGGAAGCGAAAAUGUAAUCAGUUUGAGUCCCUUAAGUGAAUUUCAUUAUGGUAAUGAGGUCUUGGAAGGAGGCUGAGCCCGGAUGGAGUCAUGUCCUGGAUGCCUUCAGCUGCAAUAAAGCCACAAUGACGACAGAUGGAGCUGCAGGUCCCCCGGGCUCGAGCUGCUCGCUGAACCCAGGCGGCCAAAAUCCCCGCCGAUACACAUCGUUUGAUAUCAAUAAUUAUAGCAAUGAUGGUCAACAAUUUAUGACGUGCUUUUGGGGGGAAAAUCAGUAAACAAAUGAUCAUCAUAAAAAACCUUAAACCAUAUUUAAAAUCAUGAUCACAUUCAGACCCUUAAAGAAAUGUAUUUGUUUACUUAAUUACUUUUUCAGCACAUUUGUGCUUGACUUGUAUUUGUGCUGCUACUUUUAUAUGAGCCCAAACCUUACGUUUCCUUUUUGUUCUGUCGAUUCAGUUUGUUUUGGGUCUCAUCUGAUGUUACGGCUUCAUCUUCUGUUAUUUCCAUAUUUCUCUGUAUUUUGCCCCAUAUCCAGUGGACGUGGUGAAUAAAACCCUUGUGACUGAUUUAUUUCAGCUCAGGAGAAACGAG